This is a messenger RNA of Phycomyces blakesleeanus NRRL 1555(-), 624 nucleotides long. RefSeq lists its product as hypothetical. Lineage: Eukaryota; Fungi; Mucoromycota; Mucoromycetes; Mucorales; Phycomycetaceae. The coding region runs from base 8 to 520 and encodes 170 amino acids. The transcript has 2 exons. The record is from RefSeq and is a predicted model, not a curated record.
CUGUCAGAUGCACAAGACAGAACUGAAGAUUAAGCCAGAAGGUGUUAAGAGAGGAUAUCCUCUUGAGAUCGACUUUGAUGCUCUUCCAGAGCGUAUCAAAUCUCUCCAGGCAGAGCUCGAGCGUGUCAUAUCCCAAGAUACGCCCAGUAUUUACAGGGAUGCGGCUCUCCAAGCGUAUAAAGAUCUUGGUCAAGUAAAGGCAAGAGGCACUAUGGCUGUUAUGGCUAGAUUUGAAUACACCUUGCCUGGUUAUUAUGGGUCCAAGGGUGCAGCCAUAAUGCAGAAAGUCUUGGACACAAUGUUUGUAAAGACAAACAUCCUCACACAUGAAACAGCAGCCCCUCAGUUACCUAUGGAAUAUUUACAACAAGUGCUUGUGCCUGAGACGGCUUACAGACUUAUUCGCGAAGAUCUCGCCAAACAAGGGCUAGAAUCGCAAGAUGCUAAGCAAGUUAUGAAAGAAAGCAGCGAAUUUGGCAGUGUUGUUCACCGAGAUCCUGAUGUGAUGGAGCAUUAUUAAUAAUUUAUCAUUGUACACCACCGAAUUUGUUCAAUUUCUCGUAAAUAUAUAUAAAUAUAUAUUCCAUGGUAUUAAUCUAUGAAUAAUGCAGUAUUUACAACUCU